AUGUCUUACUCAGAAACUCCCCAAAUCUCCAAUCCCCCCACCAUCCACACACCUGCCCCCACCUACUCCCACAUCUCCAGUACCCUCAUCUCCAACACUGCCCACUUCAUCACUAUCGCCGGGCAAGUCGGCAUCCACCCAGACGGGACCAUCGCCCCGGAUUUCCGCAGUCAGGUCUCUCUCGCUCUAGACAAUCUCUCCAAAUGCCUAGAUCAUGCCGGAUGUACGAAAGAGCAGAUCGUGCAGAUGAAGCUUUAUAUUGUUGGGAAGCCGGGGGAGAGGGAGGAUGAGGAGGAAGCAAGGAAAGAGCUCGUUAUGGGGUUUUGGGGUAAGCAGAUGCCCCCGCCGGAUACACUGGUUUUUGUGGCGGGGCUAGCGUUGCCAGAGUUGAGAUUUGAGGUGGAGGCAGUGGCGGUUGCGAAGGUUGUAGAUGGGGAUGUGAGAGAUAUCCGGAGGACAUCGGAACGCUUUGUGCAUUCAGAUGUGGGGGAUUGA
Messenger RNA from Endocarpon pusillum Z07020, 495 nucleotides. RefSeq lists its product as uncharacterized. The coding region runs from base 1 to 495 and encodes 164 amino acids. The transcript has a single exon. NCBI's taxonomy places the organism in Eukaryota, Fungi, Ascomycota, Eurotiomycetes, Verrucariales, Verrucariaceae. The record is from RefSeq and is a predicted model, not a curated record.